AUGGAUAUGGCUUCUGUCUCUCUCACCUUCUCUUCUUCCAUUGUCCCCUCUCCAAUUCCCCAACCCAAAUGCAACAAAACCCACACAAGACCCAAAGUUUCAACCUUUCGUAUUACCCGCUGCGCAAUUUCACCUCCACCCUCAAAAUCCGCUUCCAAUUCCUCCCCAGUUGUCAAAAAGAAACACUGGAAACAAGGCGAGUUUCCGGGUUUUUCCCAAUCUGAGGGGAGCACGAGGAGGAGCCCGAUUAAGAAUCUCAAGAAGAAAUUCGACCGAAAGAACAAUGCUAAGGCUUGGGUUAACACUGUUACUGAAGCUUUAUCUGAACGCAUAGACAAGAAACAGUGGCUUCAAGCCCUUGAGGUAUUUGACAUGCUCAGAGAACAAUCUUUUUACCAGCCCAAAGAAGGGACUUACAUGAAACUCAUUGUGCUACUUGGAAAAUCGGGUCAACCCCACCGUGCCCGUCAGCUUUUUACCACAAUGGUUGAAGAGGGUUGUGACCCUACUCCCGAACUAUACACGGCGUUGCUCGCUGCGUAUUGCAGGAGCAACAUGAUUGAUGAGGCCUUUUCGAUUCUUAAUGAGAUGAAGAGCCAUCCUCUUUGUCAGCCUGAUGUUUUCACUUACAGCACAUUGAUAAAAGUCUGUGUGGAUGCUUUCAAAUUUGAAUUGGUUGAGUUACUGUAUGAAGAAAUGUCUCAAAGAGGCAUCAUGGCUAAUACUGUUACGCAGAACAUUGUUUUGAAUGGUUAUGGCAAGGCAGGGAUGUUUGAUCGGAUGGAGCAAGUUCUGUCGAGUAUGCUGCAGAGCACUGAUUGCAAGCCUGAUGUUUGGACCAUGAAUACGAUCAUUAGUGUUUUUGGUAAUAUGGGUCAGAUUGAUAUGAUGGAGAAAUGGUAUGAAAAGUUCCGUAAUUUCGGGAUAGAACCAGAAACACGUACUUUUAAUAUCUUGAUUGGUUCCUAUGGAAAGAAAAGAAUGUAUGACAAAAUGUCAUCUGUUAUGGAAUAUAUGCGAAAGUUGCAAUUUCCAUGGACCACCUCUACGUACAACAAUGUGAUUGAGGCAUUUGCAGUUGCAGGGGAUGAUAAAAAUAUGGAGUAUACAUUUAAUCAGAUGCGUUCUGAGGGUAUGAGAGCAGAUACCAAGACAUUUUGCUGCCUUGUCAAUGGUUUUGCAAAUGCAGGGCUCUUCCAUAAAGUGAUUAGUAGUGUUCACUUGGCUGCGAAGCUUGAGAUACCAGUGAACACUGCCUUUUAUAACGCGGUCUUAUCUGCAUGUGCAAAGGCGGAAGAUUUGAUGGAAAUGGAGAGAGUUUUCACGCGUAUGAAAGAUAACCAAUCUCAACCGGAUGACACAACUUACUCAAUCCUGAUCGAGGCAUAUAGAAAGGAGGGUAUGAAUGACAAGAUAUAUUAUUUGGAGCAGGAAAAGAAGACGAUGAUAACCGGUGAUGAUAAGAUAGUGAGCCAGCCUGAGGAUGAAAUCUUUAGUUGA
Messenger RNA from Lathyrus sativus (Indian pea), 1500 nucleotides. NCBI's taxonomy places the organism in Eukaryota, Viridiplantae, Streptophyta, Magnoliopsida, Fabales, Fabaceae. The record is from the annotation of a GenBank genome assembly.